Molecule: messenger RNA, 3705 nt
Organism: Venturia canescens
Lineage: Eukaryota; Metazoa; Arthropoda; Insecta; Hymenoptera; Ichneumonidae
Exons: 14
Coding region: 1-3705 (1234 amino acids)
Biological process (GO): sensory perception of smell; detection of chemical stimulus involved in sensory perception of smell
Cellular component (GO): plasma membrane
Molecular function (GO): odorant binding; olfactory receptor activity
Source: RefSeq, a predicted model, not a curated record
AUGAGUUUGAACGAUGCUGGGGAUUCGAAAGUUGAGGACGGGGGGAAGAAUAAGGGAGAUGACGAUGAUUCAUUCGGAAUGGAUUAUUCUAUACGAUUGGUACGUUGGUUGCUAACGCCGUUGGGCGUUUGGCAACUGGUAAAACCAGCAAAUUCAUCGAGAAAAGAAAAAAUAAUGGGAAAUAUAGUGCGACCGAUAGCCUUGAUUUAUAUGCUAUUGGUAAUAAUACCGUUGUUCGCUGAAGUAUUCGCUCAACGAGCGAGCCGUUCGGAAUUAAUAAUGUUAGUAGCCCCCAUUACUUAUCAAUCGUCGAAUUUCAUGAAACAUCUAUUUUUGUUGUUGCGGAGAGAUGUUAUAAAGACGUCGAUGCAACACAUGGAAGCUGAUUGGAGGAAAAUCGAUAACGCCAAGGAUCGUCGGAUCAUGAUCGACAAUAUACGAAUCGGUCAUAGACUCGCGAUAAUUAUCACGUCAUGCAUUUAUUCGGGCUCAACGUUGUACAAUUUCAUUUUGCCUGCCCUAGCGGACAGUUACCUCAACGAAUUCAAUGAAACAAUCAGAGUUCUCAGUUAUCCCGGCGGCGAUCUUUUCUUCAAUGUCCAGGCUAGCGUCGUUUACGAAAUCGUUUUCUUCAAUUAUUACUUAUCAGCUCUUUCGGUUGUUACCGUCAGCAUGGGGCUGUUCAAUCUUGCCCUCGUACUCGUACGGCACACCUGCGGACAAAUUCAAAUCGUCGUCGCGAGACUCGAAGACCUCGUCGAUCCUUCACGAGAAGCAGUUAUCACCGUACUUAUCGAGAAUCCCGUUGCUCUUAUUAUUCAAAGUCACGCCAGAUUAAUCAAAUUUUCCUUGCACAUCGAAAAAAUUUUUAAAGAAAUUUGUGCCCUAGAAGUCAUUUGUGACUCGCUGCUUCUUUGUUUUCUUGGAUAUUAUUGUAUCACGGACGUGGCUAAAAAUGACGCGGUGACGACAUUCACCUAUGGCAUGCUGAUAUCCUCCAUCUCAUUAAAUUUAUUCUUGUAUUGCCAAAUCGGUGAAGUACUCAAGGAAGAGUGUCAAAACUUGGGGAAAACUGCUUACAUGAUCGAAUGGUACAAGCUACCAACGAGAGCGAGCCUCGAUCUCAUUAUGAUUAUGAAUAUGAGUGCUCAGCCCCGUCAGUUAACGGCUGGUGGUAUGAUGGAGAUUUCUAGGAUCAGUUUCGCGAGCAUUAUGAAAACAUCGUUCGCGUAUUUGAAUAUGUUGAGAUCAGUGUGGGGACAAUUCCGACGGCAGGAGAUGUUUGAGAAGAGCAGAGCCGGCAGCGGAAAAGAUAAUUCACGCGGAACGAUGGAUUAUUCCGUACGACACGCGCGUCGAUUGCUGAGACUGCUGGGUGUUUGGGCGCUGGUGGGGAGGCCGGCCUCGUUAUCCAACUUCGAAAUAAUAAUGGGCAAAAUAGUGCGACCGAUAGCCCUAUUUUAUUCGAUAUUAGCACUAUUCCCGAUGUUCGCCGAAGUAAUAGCUCAACGAGCUCCUCGCCAAGAAUUGAUAUCUUUGGUCGCGCCUCUCGCUUAUCAAACCUUCAAUGUGAUAAAAUUCUUUUUCCUUCUUUUACGGGCAGACGCUAUUAAAAUGUCUAUACAACAUAUGGAGAUCGAUUGGCAGAAUAUCGACAACGAUGAGGAUCGUGCGAUUAUGAUUACACAUUUACAAACUGCCAAUGAUUUCGCGAUAUUAAUGACAAUCAUGGUAUACGUGGGCGGAUCAUUGCAUAAUUUGAUUUUGCCGACCCUCGCGGACCCCCAUCUCAACGAAUUGAACGAGACAGUCCGAGUACUUUGUUUUCCUGGCGGCGAUAUUUUCUUCAACGUUCAAGCCAAGGGCGUAUAUGAGCUCGUCAGCGUGACCUAUUGGAUUUCAGACAUGUUCGUUGUCACCAUCAGUAUGUCACUAUUUACCCUUGCACUCAUUCUCGUACGCCACACCUGCGGACAAAUUCAAAUAGUCGUAUCAAAACUAUCGAAUCUCGCUCAUCGUGAACGAGAGCUCCCACUUCUAAUGGAUAAACCGAGCGGCGUUGCUUUUAUUAUUCGCAGUCACGUCAGAUUACUCAAAUUCUCCAUCGAAAUCAAAGAUAUCCUCAAGGAAAUCAUUGCCAUGGAAGUGAUGUGUAACACGUUAAUUCUGUGUUUUCUUGGAUAUGUCAGCAUAACGGACUUUGAUCAAAGUGACCACUUGGAAAUUUUCACUUAUGGCAUGCUAAUAUUCGUAAUUACAUUCACCAUAUUCGUGUAUUGCGAAAUCGGCGAAAUACUCAAAGAACAGUGUCAAAGUGUGGGAGAAACGGCUUAUAUGAUCGAUUGGUACAAAUUACCCGCAAAAACAAGUCUCGCCAUGAUAAUGAUAAUGAAUGUGAGCAGUGCCCGGCCUCGCCAAUUAACAGCUGGAGGUAUUAUGGAAAUGUCUAGGAUUACCUUCGCAAGCAAUAAUAAUUUGAGAAAAACAAAAGUUGAGGCUACAGAUAAAAGAGAACUAGAUUUGCGAGGAACAAUGGAAUAUUCGGUGCGAUACGUCAGGUGGUUAUCAAGAAUAUUGGGUAUUUGGCCAUUGGUUAGUCCGAAUUCAUCGAAAUCGGAAAAAACGUUGGGAAAAAUAACGCGACCGAUAGCCGUGCUUUAUUCGGUAUUGGUAUUACCGCCGAUGUUCGCCGAAGUAAUUGCUCAACGAGCUCCUCGGGAAGAAUUGAUAUCGUUGGUUGCUCCUCUGGCUUAUCAAGCAUUCAACGUGAUGAAACACUUUUUCAUGUUAUUACGAAUCGACAUAAUGAGGACGUCCCUGCAGCACAUGGAGACCGAUUGGCAAAACAUCGACAACGACGGAGAUCGUGCAAUUAUGGUUGAAAGUAUCGAAACCGCUAAUAAACUCGCGAUAAUUAUAACCAUCUCGAUGUAUAUUGGUGGAACGUUACACAAUUUCAUUCUGCCUGCCCUCGACGACAGUUAUAUCAAUGAACUUAACGAAACAAUUAGACCGCUUUGUUUUCCCGGAGGCGACUUUUUUCUCAAUGUCCAAGCUCCCGUCGUUUACGAAAUUGUUUUCGUCACUUAUUGGAUGUCGGACAUGUUCGUUGUCACCGUUAGUAUGACGCUGUUUACACUCGCGCUCAUACUGUUGCGACACACCUGUGGACAAAUUGAAAUUCUAAAUAUGAAUCUCGGAAGACUGGUCGAUGCCAAUAAAAACGCGGAGCUCCCCAUGGAAAAUUCUAUCGCGCCUAUCGUUCGUCAUCAUGCCCGAUUACUCGUUUUUGCCGCGCAUAUAGAGCAAAUCUUGAAGGAAGUUUGCGCCAUGGAAGUGCUUUGUGACCUGCUGAUUCUUUGUUUUCUCGGAUAUGUCUGUAUCAUGGACAUCAGUAACUAUGACCUCACGACAAUAUUUACUUAUGUCAUGCUACUGGCGACGAUCGCAUUUAAUUUAUACUUGUAUUGCCAAAUCGGUGAAGUUCUCAAAGAAAAGUAUCAAAGUGUGGGAACAGCUGCAUAUAUGAUCGAUUGGUACAAGCUACCGACGAGAGCAAGCCUCGAUCUCAUUAUGAUUAUAAAUAUGAGCGCCGAGCCCCGCCGAUUAACAGCCGGGGGUAUGAUGGAACUCUCUAGAACCAGCUACGUAAGCAUCAUGAAAACUGCGUUCGCAUAUUUGAAUAUGUUAAGAACAAUGGCAUGA